AGUCCCUCUUUGGGAGUCCCGCAAUCCGGAAUGAAAACAGGUUCCAAAACCAACAGCGAACGCAGCACGACCAUGGUCCAUGGUCCUUCCGAGCUAUCGAGCUGGAUCUUUCCCGUCCGUGCAAAUUGCAUCUACCCACUGCCAAUGUCGUUAUGAACAGCACGGAAGCUUGUCAUGUUGUAGAAGAAGUACCGGGGCUCUACAUUGACGCCUUUAAGGGGUCUUUCUUGCGCAAAACAACAGAUGCAGGAAACUCGUUUAUUCUAACUCAUUAUCAUGGGGAUCAUUAUCAGAGUCUACCUCGGGAAUUCAAGUAUAAGGGUCCUGCCUUGAUCCACUGCACCCCGGUGACAGCCGCAUUGCUGCGCAAAGUUCACCAAGUCCCUCCUCAGUUUCUGGUGGAACAUGAAUAUGGGGAAACUUGGAUAUUGGAAGAAUGUGUGUUGGCUGCCGCCAAGAAAAUUGAUACCAGCAAUGCUACGGCAGAAAAGGACGCUAUCAGCAAUUCAGUCAAGAUUACCUUUUAUGAUGCCAACCACUGUCCUGGAGCAGCCAUUGUCGCCAUUCAACUAUCCGAUGGGACGACGCAUAUUCAUACAGGCGAUAUGCGCUACCAUCCCAAAAUGAAAUGCUACCCUAGAAUCAAAGACGCAGUCCAGAAUCGAAAAAUUGAUCUACUCUACCUUGAUACUACAUAUGGACACCCCAAACACACCUUUGUUCCACAGGAGGUGGCCGUGGACACUGUUGCCACGCAAGUUCAUCAAGUGUUGGCUGCACAUGAACAGUGUGGCGAUCAAACAAAUAGAGUCGACGACCCAAGCAAGCCAAGAGUGCUAAUUCUACUCUCGUGUUAUUCCAUUGGAAAAGAGAGAGUGUUGUGGGAGGCCUGUCGCCGAGCAGGGCAACCAAUUUACGUGACAGAACGAAAGCUAGAGAUGAUGAGAUGCAUACAAUCUACAAAGGGCGCCGAAUCUGGGAAUGAUGCUUCGGAUGGCAAAAGGGUUGAUAGUAAUGCCAACGAUGCGCACGCCUGCAAUCAAAUGAUUCAGCGUUGCACAAGCGAUCCCAAUGCUACGGACAUACAUUGCAUUCGCAUGGGAAUGGCGGGAGAGCUGUGGCCUUUCUUCAAGCCGAACUACAGAAACUGCGUCAAUUACGAAGAGGAUCUACAGCGCAAUUACGACAAAAUUCUGGCAUUUAUCCCAACCGGGUGGAGUGACGCCACCAACUGGAACAAGAAAAAUGCAGUCUGUAAGAGACAGCUCGAGUGCCGCAAGUCCAAUCGACGUGUGGACGUGGAGAUUCGGUUGGUUGCCUACAGCGAGCAUUCUUCCUGUUCAGAGCUAGAAUCGUUCGUCGAAUUCUGUCGGCCGAGGAAGGUUAUUCCCACUGUCUUCAAAGAUGCCAAUGAUUGUCGGAGGCUGGAAACAUUAUUCCGCAAGUACGUCGAUUCCUCUCGAGCCAAGCUCCAAUUCUUCAAGGGCAUGCAAGCAAAGAGUCCGUCCAAGAUGGAACCCUCCCACGCAGCGGCGGUUGGUGCUGGGACACUCAAAAUGAAUGCAAAGUCUGAUUCAAACGCACCUGAAAGAUAUCCGGGGAUCAAGUCAGAGCCAAGUAUGGGGCGCGGAAACGAACAGCCAAGCAGUGAGCAGAAGCCUCCACGCGACACCCAGGCGUGUAAGGAUGCUCUGGUCCACCAGGGCGUUGCUGACGAGAACAAGUACGUAGACCUUACCGGUGCAUCUUCCGACGAGGAGCCUGAACCAAAUCUUCCAGAUGCAAAGUUCAUCAGACCCCCGAAGAGUGAGAGUGCCAACGCAUUGUCCACACAGAAGAAAAACGCCCAUGGUUCGCCUGUGGCCCAAGCUGCAAAGCGGCAAAAGACUUCUAGUAUUACGCCGACUAGUAGCACGCCGACAAAGCGCACUAGAGGCAAAACACCGGAGAAGCAGUCUACACCCCCCAUCACACAGUUUUUUGCUGUCAAGAAGAAGACAAGUUAGUUUAGACAUUAUAGAAUUCUGUCCAGGCUGGGGUUUGGCUUGUCCUUUAUUGAACACGUUCCCGACAACAGCUACUGUACCCUGGUUAUGGAUAGAUUGCUUUGAUACAUGUACUGCUUUGGCCCCUCAAUUUGACGGUGGAUACCCCUUGAAAACGUUCCCUGUGCUUUUCGGUACGGGAUCGUUUUUGAAAUCGAGUCGUGGGCGGCCGUUUCUUUUUUUGCUCCCAUUC
Molecule: messenger RNA, 2238 nt
Organism: Seminavis robusta
Lineage: Eukaryota; Bacillariophyta; Bacillariophyceae; Naviculales; Naviculaceae
Source: the annotation of a GenBank genome assembly